This is a messenger RNA of Lepisosteus oculatus (spotted gar), 1397 nucleotides long. The record is from RefSeq and is a predicted model, not a curated record. NCBI's taxonomy places the organism in Eukaryota, Metazoa, Chordata, Actinopteri, Semionotiformes, Lepisosteidae.
GAUCUGAUUAAAAGUAUGAAUAAAUUAAUUGAGUUAAUUUUAUUUUUGCAGGACUGGGAGGUGAGGUAUCACCGGGACUCCCCCAUGACCCCCCGGCAUGAUGUCAACGCCCCCGACCUCUACAUCCCCACCAUGGCCUUCAUCACCUACAUCCUGCUGGCGGGCAUGGCCCUGGGCAUCCAGCAGAGGUUCUCCCCGGAGGUGCUGGGUCUGUGCGCCAGCACCGCGCUGGUCUGGAUCAUCAUCGAGGUUCUGGCCCUGCUGCUCAGCCUGUACCUGGUCACCGUGCACUCCGACCUCACCACCUUCGACCUGCUGGCGUACUGCGGCUACAAAUAUGUGGGGAUGAUCCUCACUGUACUCUGUGGGCUGCUCUUUGGCAGUGAUGGCUACUAUGUGGCUCUGGCCUGGUCCUCCUGCGCACUGAUGUACUUCAUCGUGCGCUCCCUGCGGAUGAAGAUCCUUUCCUCGGUCUCAGCAGACGGGAUGGGCGGACACAACUCCAGGAACCGCCUCCGCAUGUACAUCACCGUGGCAACUGCCGCCUUCCAGCCAAUCAUCAUUUACUGGCUGACCUUUCACCUCAUCAGAUGAAGGAGUCGGUGUGGCUGGAACCUAACAACCCUCUACACACACACACACUCACACAAACACAAAACUCGCACGCAUUUGAACACCAGACACAGUCUUCUUUUCUUCUGGGGGGGUUGACUGAACUGGGGGUCGUAGCAUCAUGAAGAGGUUAGUUACUGUGUACCCCCACCCUGUUACACACCCUCACUGCGUCGUCACUGACCACAGCACACACACACUGCACACACGCACACACACUGCGCACACACACAGUGGGAUCUUGACUCCUGCUGAAACCACAAGACUUUUCAAGGUGUUGCCCUGAUUGACAGCGAUGAGGAGCGAAGACUCUUCACACUCAGACUGUGUACAGAAGAUCAGGGUUCGAGGGGGUGGGGGGAGGGGGGCAGACUGUGUGCGGAGGAUCCGGGUUCGAGGGGGAGUGACGCGUGUCUGUGAGAAGAGCCCCUGGGCCUGGUGCACCUGCGUGUCCAGUGCAGAGCUGCGGUUGAGUCUGUCCACUCGGGGUGAAUUCGACCGCUACUGGACAACAGCGAGGCCAAGUGGACGGGACUGGACUGGGCCGGGCCGGGCCCACAGCGGUGAGAAGAGUCUCAGUCCCGGUCCCGGAGUGCCCAGCGCGUCCCCCCGCCUGUGUCGGGCCUGGGAGGGGGCAGGCGUGCGACAGUGUGCGUUCGGACCCGCUAGGCUAGUGGGUGAAGUCACCGGCCCUACUGAGGGGGAGCGAGCCGGACCUGCAGGCUUGGCUGUCCUGUCCAGUUUUUGUCUUGUGCUGUUCAAUAAAAGCAGAUACUGGGUGUCUG